UGAAGAGUGAGGGCGCAGUGUGCGAGUUGACUUGGCGUUGGCAUCUUGGUGCAGCUUCUAAGCCCAAGGUGUCCGCUGCAAGGAUUCAACGGCCAGCCCAAGCUUUCCUCUUCUUGCGAUUCUCAGUGCCUAAGGAACAGGCUAGCACAACUUCGCAACGUAAGGGUGUCGAAUCGGCAUUGAAGAAGUGGUGCGUGCAAAGUCGUAGUACUAGGAGUCAGACGCGUGUCGAGAGAAAAGUUGCGGGUCAGAUGACGGUACAGGAGCUCGCCGCUCGCUUGCCAGCGAUUCUCGCAGGUUUGCGUACUUCAUCUUCUAGUACUUCUGGAAAUGCGAAUGUGAAUGCCAAUGUCAUGGCAACCUCUGACUUGCUUCAAGUAGAGAGCAGAGCCGUUAUCUACCAUCUGGUGGAGAAUGAGAGGAAAGAGGAAGAU
This is a messenger RNA of Amoebophrya sp. A25, 434 nucleotides long. The record is from the annotation of a GenBank genome assembly. NCBI's taxonomy places the organism in Eukaryota, Dinophyceae, Syndiniales, Amoebophryaceae.